Messenger RNA from Biomphalaria glabrata, 4462 nucleotides. Its product is annotated as spermatogenesis-associated serine-rich protein 1-like. The coding region runs from base 196 to 999 and encodes 267 amino acids. The record is from RefSeq and is a predicted model, not a curated record. NCBI's taxonomy places the organism in Eukaryota, Metazoa, Mollusca, Gastropoda, Planorbidae. The transcript is spliced from 7 exons.
ACAGUGUCAUUUAUGGCGCUGACUUUGACUAAAUCAUACUAGAUCUAAAUGAUAGAAGAUCUAAAUGGCUAAUUUACUAAACUAAACCUAGAUCUAGCAUGUAGUUCUAGAAAUAAAAAAAGGAAGACAAUGUCCUGAUGAAUGUUAUUAAGAUAAUUUAAAUUUAUUAUUUAGAUCUGGCAUAGAUCGAUAGAAAUGCUGCAUGUUAUUACCGAAGUAGGCAAACCAGGAAGGCAAGAAAGAGAAAAGCGCCAUUAUCCAGAUGCUCAUAACCAACCAGGCCCGAUUCUACCCAUCAAACCAAGGGGCAGACGUUACAUACCCCACGAUUCUGGUAGAGAGCCUGAAUGGAAACCUCACAAUCAAAACAUAAAUAUAGUUUAUUCAGAUGUUGGCCCUGACUGGAGCUCUCGGCUCAAGUACAUACCUCACCCAGAAAACCCUGAAUAUCCAGCUGCUGAAAUCUGGCCAGAUAACUGGAAAGGAAUGCGCCCAUAUCCGUUUACAUACAAAAGAUCUGAAGAUGAAUGGCUAUUUGAUCCUGGACACAAGAAGCCUAGCCUUAGAUGUGUAUUUGAAGGUGUCCAUAAAGCUACUGCUGUGUCAGAGAAUAGCUUCUCACAUGAAAUGCUGUACGGCAAAGGAAGAAAUGAGGAAAUCAUAGAUAAGAGAAAUUCCAUACCAGAGGCAUCUCCUGGUGACAAAAGUUACCAAGUUCCAGAAUAUUCACCUAAUUUCCAUAAGACAGAAAACUAUCUGCCAAAGUUUAGCACUGGUACAUCUCCUUACUCUCCAACACUUAAAAGAAAAGCUGACACAUUUGUUCCUCUGAUGACUUUCAGACCAGUAAAAAAAGAGACAUUCAGGCAGAGAACAGAGGUUCUGCAGAAAAAAAUGGAAAUGGAAGAGGUGAAAAAGUUGGACUCUUGGCAGCCUGCUAAACCAAUAGCCAGCACAAUACCCCAGUUGGAUCCAUCCGAAGUCCCUAAAAAAUAUUAAUAGAAGUCCCUGUCAGACAAAGAGCUCUUUCUAUUUUUAUUCUGUUGCUUUUUGUAUGAUACUUUAAGAAGCAAAGAAAGACAUUGAGAUUCUCAAGUUUUACAUUGUGAGCUCAAUAUUGUUAAUAAGAGCAAAAGAAACUAAUUUUAAAUAAAAUUUAACUUUGUAGUAGAAAAACUUACAGAGCACUGCACCCACAGUAAUAUUACACAAGAUAAACUUUUUUUUUUUCAAUCUGCAAUAUUAUAUUUUAUAUUCCAUAUUUUUGCCAAAUUGUGUGUGUUGUGUAUUUUAUACAAGUGAUAUUAUUUGUUAUAAGCAUCUGUGAUUUUAAAAAAAAUGUUAUUCAAUGUGAACCACAGCUUUGAUGUGCUGUUAAGAUUUUGCUUUUGAAGAUAUUGUCUACUUUCUCUUUUUUGCUAACUUGUGAGUCGUUUGUGUCAGUGCCAAAUGUGAUGUAAGUUAAAAUCCUAGUUGAGGGUAGAGUUUUGUCUAGAUUUUAAAAUAAACCCCCAAAAAACUUUGCCCACAAAAAAAAAAAAAAAAAAUACAAAAUUCCAUCUUAUUUACUUCUGGGUCUUAAAUACAAGUUUAAUUUACUAACAUUAGUCUUGUUAUCAAAUCUAUUUUUAUCCUUCUGUAUAUUGAUGCUAAAAGUAAAGCUUAGGGUCACUUAGUUUUUAAAAACUGGUACAUUUGUUUUAAGAUUUGAGAUGCCAAAUAUGUUUGCCAAACUAAAAAUGAUGCUUAUCUUUACAACUUACCAUAAAGCGACUUCCUAUUUGUCAAUGUGCUUUGCUUACAUAACUCAUCAAUGUUCAUGAGCUUGUACAUAUUAUUAUGUCAGUAUUGUCCAAAAAGUGCCAUUGUCCCUACAGCAUUGCAUGUCAUAUUUAACAGCUUUUUCUUUAUAAAUAUCUUUAAAAGAAAUCCACUUGUUAAAAAAGCCCAAAAAAGAUUUGUAUUUGUGUAUUGAAAUAUAUGUUUGCACUAAUCUAUGUUUUUAUAUGCAGCUUAAUUUAACUUAUGCAUUAUGUUGGACUAAACUCCCCAUUUAUGCGAGCAUAAUAGAACCAUUCAAAAAUUUAAUUGGAAAGAAACUUAAUCUGCUUUUAUGUAUCACAAUUGUAUUGUACUAUAAUAUGUAAAGUAGUAAACUGCUGUACUACCUAUCAAAGGAACUGGAAUUUGAAUCUCUACUUAGUAGAUUUGUGUUUGCUAGCCGCCCAAAGCAGAAUGGAAACCAUCCCUCACUGGUUCACAAAUGAGAAUGGACCAAAGCGCUCUGAACAUGCUAUAAUCAUGAAAGUUGAGCUAUACAAAAGCUAUUUUAAUAAAAGGUUUCACUUGUAAUGAAAGUAUUAUGGUUUCAAUGAUGUUAUAGUGCUGUUAUGUUCUAUCCUUACUAAUCCUUAUAUAAUGGAUGAUGGAGCAACAUUGUCAUCCCUUAAAAUACUAUCCGAUCGUAUCUUAAAUGAUCAUUGAGUCCUAUAUAGUUUCUCUUUCACCAUCAUUCAUGACCAGACAGCUUUUCUUAUAUAGGGGUUUUCAAAACUUGGGUCUUCAAUGUACUUGUACAUGAAUAUGCUAAUACGCUGUGCAUUUUUGAAAGCAUGUACUUUUUUUUUUCACUUUUUGCCAUCAGAAUUAAAUUUCUAAACUCUUUGCUUCUAGUACAUUUGUUUGUACUGAGUGUGCAUAAGUAUUCUUGCAUUAGAUUCUCCUCUUUUCAUUUUCUUAAGUUUUUAUAGGUUUUGGAACUAGGCCCACUGUUGCAAUGGGAAAAGAUUGUAUCUCUAGAUGUAAAAUGUCACAGGAUUAUAUCUCCUCAGCAUUUCUCUAUAACACAUUCUCUUUUUGUCUCUAUUUGAGAAGUUUACUUUAUUAAAUUAACUAUAAAAUCCUAUGUCUGUAUUAUUUGAAAUCAUUUAUGUGGCCAUAGUUGCUGAAUGGUAUAAACUGAUUGGUUACCUAGCUUAAGGGUGUCUAGUUUGAAUCCCUAUGUAUGGCUACAUAACUUAAGGGUGUCUAGUUUGAAUCCCUAUGUAUGGCUACAUAACUUAAGGGUGUCUAGUUUGAAUCCCUAUGUAUGGCUACAUAACUUAAGGGUGUCUAGUUUGAAUCAAGGAUGCCCUACUCAAAAGAAAUAAUAAUGAACAUCUCUUUCAACAUGAAUGAACCAGCAAUUGUUUUUAGUGUUUUAAUGGCUCGCUUGAUUUCUUUUUGUUAUUAUUAUUUCUUGUAUGAGAUGUUCAUGGAUAUUCUUAAAUUCCAUUUUUUUUCCUGGAUCAGUUUUAGUUCCUGAGAGACCAUAUUUGGCGAAACUGCAGGUUUAGAGUCAAGUCUUUCCAAAUUCUUUUAAUAAUUAAAAAAAAAAAUUUGACCUGCUUAGACUCUCACAUAGCCCUACAGACUGGUUUGCAUUCCAGUGUUUAGCAACUAAUAGCUGUAGAAUUAAUGUCUUUCAUUACUUCCACUGCAAAUGACACAUUUUUAAUCUAAGGUUGCAUUUUUAUGUGUUCUAAAUGUGUCUAGUGCUGUUCAUCCUCUUGUAAGCAUUUAGUACACAACAAAUUGAUAAAUCUAUUUAACAUUUAUGAAGGUUAAAAAUGGUAAUUCUUAAAAUUCAGAGAAAACCAUUUCAUUACAUGGCUCCCUGGUCAGGUGGUAUUUGCUUUGGAUUUUUAUAUUGAUGGUCCUGAGUUUGAUCCUUGACUCUAUCAUCCUUUGUCAUCUUGAGGUAUGUUCUGGCCACAAUUUAAUAUAGUUUCAUUUCUGAAAGACUAUCCAAUACAUAUAGAUAAUUUAUUUGAAUAAUUAGGAUGCAGUGUAUGGUACAUGAUUCAUGAAACAUUUAUGGUGCUUUUGUUUUAUUAAAUUGAUCUAAUUGUUUUUAAAUAGCUCACAUCUAUCAGUAUUUAAAUGGAUUGUCUCUCUUUUUAUAUUGUAUCUCAAAGUUAUUGCUUCAAAGUUAAUGUAAACCAAUGCUAACAUAUAUCUUUAGAAGUAUUCUAAUAUUUAUCUGGAUCCAUCUAUUUUGAAAGUACAUAUUGGACUACAUAUAGAACUAUUUCAUAGCAAUUAAUAUCCAUCUUGAAACUAUUGUGAAGAAAUGUACCAUAGUCUAUUUUUAGUAAUCAUAAAGUUAGCUUCUGUAUAUUUUCUUGUUUUCUUUCUCAAUGUAUAUUAGGCUAUCAGUAUUGUCAACAAGGUGCAGUCCGUGUUCACAUUCUAUUUAUAUCUUCUGCAUAGCAUUAUGGGAUUUUUAACUGUUCUAAUACAUAGUUAUACUAUGUACAAAUAUACACAUAUACUAGUAUUAUUGUAUUUAUAUUUACAUGCAUGUAACUCAAGUGUAGUUGUUUUUAUUCAUUGCACUGUAUUCAGUUUUGUUUCUUCUGGAUUUCACUAUUAUACUCUUACCAAUCACACUGUAAGAUGUAAUAAAAUAAAUCAUGCCAUG